Molecule: messenger RNA, 1266 nt
Organism: Microdochium trichocladiopsis
Lineage: Eukaryota; Fungi; Ascomycota; Sordariomycetes; Xylariales; Microdochiaceae
Product: calcium/proton exchanger
Exons: 6
Coding region: 1-1266 (421 amino acids)
Biological process (GO): calcium ion transmembrane transport; intracellular calcium ion homeostasis
Cellular component (GO): fungal-type vacuole membrane
Molecular function (GO): calcium:proton antiporter activity
Source: RefSeq, a predicted model, not a curated record
AUGGAGCAAGCACCGCUGCUGGGCUCCGGGCUUUCGACGCGCGGCUCCUUCACCUCAGAGACCAGGCUGGAUCACGACACCCGGAGGUAUGGCGCCUACGUGGUAGUCCUGCUGAGCAGCUCCCUGGCAAUCGCUGCCGGCCACUGCGGUUGGAACCCGGUUCUUGUCUUCGUCAUCAACUCCUUCGCCAUCACGCUCCUGAUGGCUAUACUGCCCUUCGCGUUUGACGAGAUCUCUGGAAACCUCAGCGAGUCGCUCGGCAGACUGCUGAUGGUGACGUGCGACAAUGUUGUCGACCUGGCCGUGAGCAUCAUCGCGCUCAAGAACAAUCAGCUCGAGAUCGUCAAGGCAUUGAUCAUCGGCUCGGCUCUGUUGAGAAUCCUUCUUGUCAUGGGCAUGUGCUUCUUCUCAGGCGGUGUUGCCAACAUGCGCGACAGCAGUGGCAACGGCGCGGAGCAGUCCUUCGCCCCGGGUACCGCGCAGACGAUGACAUCACUGCUCGGCCUGUCGGCUGCGACCAUGCUCGUCACGAUAGUCAACUCCGCCACCGACAAAGAGUCCGGCCAUCUCACAAUCCUCACAGUGUCUCGUGGGACUGCGACGAUUCUCCUUAUUGUCUACGUGAUAUAUCUCACAUUCCAGCUCGGAAUGCAUCGCAAUCACGCUAGUCCCGAGCUUUGCAUCAAUCCGCCUGCCUCGCAGCACACCGAGGACAACAUUGUCGAUCACCACCAGGAAGACGGAAAUGACGAGGAGGAACGGGAGGAACACAUGGGUCUGUGGUGGGCCGGUGUCGUUCUAGUUGUGAUGAUCACCCUGAUUUUCAUGUGCGCCGGUUGCCUUGUUAGCAGCAUUGAUCCUCUCGUCGACCGCGCUCACGUCAGCAGCAGCUUCGUCGGUCUGAUACUGAUACCAAUCGCUGUCAACCCGACCAGAAUUUUCAGGGGCAUCGUGCUCGCUGUCAGGAACGAGACGGACUCGGCAAUGGACCUUGUCGUCAGCUCCAGCAUUCAGAUCUCUCUUUUCCUUACGCCCUUGCUCGUCAUUAUCGGUUGGGGCAUGGGCCGAGACAUGGAUCUCCACUUCGAGGCUUUCAUGAUUGUCUCAUUUUCGCUGAGCGUACUUGUUGUAGGCUUUGUCCUUAUGGACGGAAAGUCGAACUACCUCGAGGGUGCUAUGUUGAUCGCUCUGUACGUCAUCAUUGCGCUGGCUUACUACUUGACCUCUAGCGAGGACUCUGGGCGCCGCAAACUUGCGCCGUCGUAG